Molecule: messenger RNA, 531 nt
Organism: Phytophthora infestans T30-4
Lineage: Eukaryota; Oomycota; Peronosporomycetes; Peronosporales; Peronosporaceae
Product: secreted RxLR effector peptide protein, putative
Exons: 1
Coding region: 1-531 (176 amino acids)
Source: RefSeq, a predicted model, not a curated record
AUGACCAAGUUGAACGUCAUCCUCAGUUUCGUCGCUGCCGCCUUGGCGCUCGCCACUUUCGAUGGCGUCGACGCUGCCGGUCUCCGUAAUAAUGACUUUACUGAGCGUGUCUUAUCCAGCUUCGAUGCCAGUGCCAGUGACAGCUCUGAUGGCGAUCGCUUCCUGUUCGAGAUGGAAGGCAGUGACGGAUCGGAUGUCGACAGCAGCGACAGCUUCGGUGGUGAGCGACUCCUACAAGAAAUAGUAGAAGGAAGUGACAGCGCUACCGACGACGAGGGUAGUGAAAGUACCGACGGGGUGCGUUUCCUACAGGAGGUCGACAGCAGUGAGAGCGUUGCCAGUGAGCGUUCUCUUGUCGAAAUGGAAGGAAGUGAGAGCGCCGAUGGUAGCGAGAGUUUCGAUGGCGCUCGAUUCCUCCAGGAAGUUGACAGUAGUGAGAGUGAUGCAGAUGACAGCAGUGAGAGCGUCGAUGAUGAACGGUUUCUUGCUGCCUUUGAAAGUGAGGAGGGCAGUGAAAGUGGCAGCGCAUAG